UUAUGCCCUAGGUGACCUAAGUUAAUUUUACCACUAAUAUUCUGAACUCUAGCACACAUUCCUUCGUCACGGCUUGCAUUCCUUCCAUUCCGAAGCCCUUGGCCGUCGGUACUUUUCGUCUCGGCGCUAUAAAGCAACUAAAUUUUGUCGCUGUUUGCCAGGCCGCAUUCCUUUUUACAUAUUCCAUUAUGCCAUUACCAUCAUGGACUGUGUGCCUUUUAUUACCGUUGUGGGGCCGUUUGCCUGUCGUGGGCUGCGUGCCUGUUAUCACCAUUCUAUCGCGAGCUGUGCUCCUUUUUGAUAGCCAUAAUCCACAAAGUGCCCUGCCUCACAUCUGGAAUACUCAACCAGCGCGUUCGUUGUACCGAUGGCUAUUUUACCUCCUUUGUUCCCCGCCUCCGUCUCCCUUGCUAUCCUGCACUACUGCUCACACAGGCAGUCUCACACCCGAAUGUCUAGUCAAUGAUUAUGUAGAUCACAUAGCCUCUUCGGCGCAACAUAGUGGCGGGGUUCUUCCCUCUGUACCAUGGGUCUUCGGAGACGUAACCCACAAAAGAGAGGAAAGGAAGAGAUACUAGUAGACUGCGACCCCCCCACCCAAUUUACCAUAUCCAACGCCUUAGGACGGCACCUUCAUCCCCGGACCAUUGCAUAGCCUUGAUGAACAGAGUACAUAGCUGAUUUCAUGACAUAAGUAGUAUGAUACUGCAUAUGCAAAUGUAGUGUCCAACAUCAUGCAUCAAGCAUGGCCCCAACGGACAAUAAAGAAAGGGAAAAAUAGGCAAUGUCCCCACAGGCUGCUAAUACGGUGAUAGAAUUAAGAUUGUUGUCACGAUUGGCGCCG
Molecule: messenger RNA, 844 nt
Organism: Suillus subalutaceus
Lineage: Eukaryota; Fungi; Basidiomycota; Agaricomycetes; Boletales; Suillaceae
Exons: 2
Coding region: 189-578 (129 amino acids)
Source: RefSeq, a predicted model, not a curated record